Linum trigynum is the source of this 672-nucleotide messenger RNA. NCBI's taxonomy places the organism in Eukaryota, Viridiplantae, Streptophyta, Magnoliopsida, Malpighiales, Linaceae. The record is from the annotation of a GenBank genome assembly.
AUGGCGGGCUACGGGGAUCCAAGUCAGAAAGUGGACUACGUCUUCAAAGUGGUGCUGAUCGGAGACUCGGCCGUCGGGAAAUCUCAGAUACUCGCUAGAUUCGCGAGGAACGAGUUCAGUCUUGACUCCAAGGCCACGAUCGGCGUUGAGUUCCAGACCAGGACUAUGGUUAUCCAGCACAAGAGCGUCAAGGCUCAGAUCUGGGAUACUGCCGGCCAAGAGCGAUACCGAGCUGUCACGAGUGCAUACUACAGGGGAGCCGUAGGAGCGAUGCUGGUGUACGACAUAACCAAGCGUCAAACCUUUGAUCACAUCCCACGCUGGCUGGAAGAGCUGCGGGGUCAUGCUGACAAGAAUAUAGUCAUCAUACUGAUUGGUAACAAGUGUGAUCUCGAGGAUCAGAGGGCAGUAUCCACGGAGGAUGCCAAGGAGUUUGCCGAGAAGGAAGGCUUGUUCUUCCUGGAAACCUCCGCACUGAAUGCAACCAACGUCGAGAGCGCCUUUGUGACCGUGUUGACAGAGAUCUUCAAUAUCGUGAACAAGAAGAGCCUGGUAGCCGAUGAGAGUCAGAGCAAUGGCAACCCGGGGUCAUUAGCUGGUAAGAAAAUCCUUGUACCUGGCCCCGCACAAGUGAUUCCGGCCAAGAGCAGCAUGUGUUGCACCUCGUCGUGA